AACACCGACAUACAGGGUAACAUAGACGCACGAUUUCUUCGUGGACAUACAGUACACGGUACAUAGACCUGUCAUUUCAUUGGGGUGAAGACACUGGCGCCACAUACAGAGCUGAACCCGACGGUUGGGAGAAACCGAUGGAUUAAAGCUGUCAAUCACCGUCCGUAUGUUGCUGGAUGCAUGUCCGCUUCAACACGUGACAAUAUAAACACCGGCCAACAAACUGUUCGCCGAUGUCCGACUACAAGGAGAAUGGUGAGUACAAGCCUCUUUGUGUUACAUAGCAGGCCACAGAAGUUCAUGGACCAUCUACUCUAUGUCCUAUUCGUGCUGUCUCACCUAGUAACGUACACCUUGACAAUAAAUGCAAAUACAACAGCAGCAACUUCACAAAAUAUUUCGGCUACCCCAGCUGAUGUUAUGGGCACAUCAUCAGCAACACACCAGGUUAUUACAUCUGGUUCAGGGACAGAGAAUCUCACAAACACUACCACCACAACUACCAUGAGCCCACCAGCCACAGCUACUGCUAAUAAUAUAACAGUAACGUACACCUUGACAAUAAAUGCAAGUACAACAGCAGCAACUUCACAAAAUAUUUCGGCUACCCCAGCUGAUGUUAUGGACACAUCAUCAGCAACACACCAGGUUAUAACAUCUGGUUCAGGGACAGAGAAUCUCACAAACACUACCACCACAAUUACCAUGAGCCCACCAGCCACAGCUACUGCUAAUAAUAUAACAGCACCCUGGCCAGUGCAUUGCAGUUUCUCACAAAAUUGUCACAGUGACUCUGUGUAUUACUGGAUGACAGUAAAUGUUGAAGUUAAUGGAUCUGAAUCUAAUGAGUCAGAUAUAUCUGCCUGGCUUCAAAAUCUGUUCCAAAAUCAAAACGAAUGCAGUCCUGCUUUUCCUACUGUUAGACCAUUAAAAAUCAAUACCACUUCACCCAAUGAAACUAUAAAUGACACUGCCAUCAACAGAGCAUCUACUUCCGACCCUGUCACUGCUUCUGUGACACAAAAUAUCAGCUCAUUUACUACAAAUUUAUUUUACAAUGGGACGCUUGGAAACAGCAGUCUGUCAAAUGGAACGGAAUCUACAAACAUGUUCAAAGACAUUAAGGUCAUGUGUGCCAAUAAGAGUGCUAUAAGGCAGACUACAUGUACUGUGUUGUUGCAAUUAACACAUCCAACCAAUACAUGCUGCAUUAUACAAACUGUGAGCACAGUACCGGAUAAAUCCUCCAUCCAGGCAUAUGUGGUUGGAGAUUCUGUAGAGCAAGUGGUAAAAGGGAUUUGUCACAGUGCGGCAGUAAAUCCAGGACCUCCUAUUGGAAGCUUUGAAAAGUGCAACGGUUCUCUUAGCCCUGACAUUCACUGCAAUUCAAGUGACACAGUAAACGUUUCAUGCAGUGGCAACGGUGAAACUGUAUAUGUUUCACUAUAUAUUCCAGACCAGAUGAACUGCACCUUUGAAAAUCAACCAAAUACUUGUAAUUGUUCCUCUUAUUGCAGCAGCACAGCUGCCUAUUAUAGUUUGGACAUUGGAACUACAGACUUCGGUUUUAACAUGACACAAAUAUUAACAAAUCCUACAUGUAACAUCACCAAUUUUGACUGCCAGGCUUUGAAGAAUAUUUCCCAAAUCUAUGAAAAUUAUACUGUGACAUGUGAUAUAAGAUGCACCGUCAUUGUGAAACUAAGAAAAGCCAUAGAUGUGUGUUUACUCAGCUCAGCUUUAAGGAGUGCAUUCCAAAACCAGAGCACCAUUGUCCAUGAUGGUACUGUCACCAGAGUGGCAAUAUGCAGCUGGGAAAAUAGUACAAAUGCAGAUCUUUUGCAACCAAACAUAUUGCCAGUUUCUGAUCUGCUUUUUGAUUUAUGCACAGUUGGAAAAGUGAAAAUUGUGUCAAAUUACUGCAAAAAUGGAACAAAUAUAGCUGUGCCUUUGAUAGAAAAGUGCGACAUCCCAGUGAAUUCUGCUACCACCAGCAUGCCACCUGCAAACACUAAUGUAACCAACACAACAGGCUCAUCAUCCAGUGCAGAAGCAACAGCUGAAAGCCUUCUAAAUCUGAGCAGGAAUGCAUCUUCUCUGAACUUCAUACAGAUACAGCAGGUUGUAUCUCUGCUAGAGUCACUUAUUUCUGGACCCACUGUUAGCUUGGCUCUGGGAAACAUGUCUAUCAACAUUGUCAGCAAUCUUAUAAAUGCACCUCCUAAUAUGCUGGCAUCCAUAUCAAACAGAAUUAUUGGCAUUGUGGAUACUGUUGGAUUGAAGCUGGUUGUGCAAGGACAGAGUCAAAGUAUUCUUUCCCCAUCUGUGGCUCUGGCAGUAAAACUGGUGGAUGGAGCUCUUUUUCCAGAGACCACAUUCACUAUCACUGGCCCCUUCGACUUGCAGAUUGGCCCAAGGUUGAAGAGAACUGAGUCCAGCUCUCCUCAGGGUUCUAUAACGCUCCCUGCUUCCCUGACAGCAAACCUCACUCCUCAACAGCAACAACUGGCCUCCAGAGUACAAUUUAAUUUCUACCAGAAGACCACUUUAUUCCAGGACAAAGCUUUAAACCCAAACAUCAGCCGGCUGAUCAGUGGGGUUCUUGCCUCCAGUGUGGCUAACUUGUCCAUCUCUAACCUGACAGACCAAAUAGUUUUUACCCUAAAGAACACAGAAAUUGUUGAGUGUCCACAUGGUAACUGUUCCCGAUCCUGUGUAUUUUGGAAAUUCAACUUAAACGAUGGUUCUGGUGGCUGGAGCUCUAAAGGUUGUAUUGUGCUGAAUCAGAGUCAAGCUGAGACGAUUUGUGGCUGUAACCAUCUGACCAGCUUUGGUGUUCUCUUGGACCUUUCCAGAGAAGGGAUAAACAAUCGGUUGCAGGAUAAUAUCCUAACCUUCAUCACCUGUAUUGGCUGUGGCAUCUCUGCUAUUUUCCUCUCCAUCACUCUGAUGACGUAUCUGGCUUUUGAGACAUUGCGUAAGGAUAUGCCAUCAAAAAUUGUGAUCCAUCUGUGUUUGGCUUUGCUUCUAUUGAACCUGACAUUCCUACUGGAUGCUUGGCUGGCUCUCUACCCCAAUGUUGUGGGUCUCUGCAUCUCCACAGCCUUCUUCUUGCACUACUUCCUGUUGGCGUCUUUCUCCUGGAUGGCCAUGGAGGCUGUCCACAUGUACCUUGCACUUGUUAAAGUUUUUAAUACAUAUAUAUCCCUCUUCAUAGUCAAAUUAGGACUUGCUGGCUGGGGUAUUCCUCUAAUUGUGGUCAUAAUUGUGAUAGCCAUUGAUGAAAACAAUUAUGGGUUGGUGUCUUAUGGGAAGUUUGAAGAUGGAACCACAGAUCAAUUUUGCUGGCUGAAGAAUGAUAUAGCCUUCUAUGUUGCAGUGGUAGCAUACUUCUGUGUUGUCUUCUUACUGAGCCUUAGCAUGUUCAUUGUGGUAAUGGUUCAGCUUUGUCGAAUUAAGAGGCAAAAUCCCCAUAAUCUACAACAUCGGCGUGUCCUACAAGAUUUGCGGAGUGUGGCAGGGCUUUCUGUUCUUCUAGGCCUUACCUGGGGAUUUGCUUUUUUUGCCUGGGAUGCUGUCAACUUGCCCUUUAUGUAUCUGUUUGCCAUCUUUAACUCACUGCAAGGCUUCUUUAUCUUUGUGUUCCACUGUGCCGUGAAGGAGAAUGUCAGAAGACAGUGGAAAAUACACUUCUGCUGUGGAAAACUGAGGCUUGUUGAGAACUCUGACUGGAGUCACAGCGCUACACAGAGGACAAAGAAAUCCACCAUAAAUAGACUUACCUCCUCAUUUAGAUCAGCAAAAUUAUCCAAGUCAAACAACUCAUCCAGUUCUUUCUUGGUCAAUGACAGCUCAGGAUCAGACAGGUCAAUGGGGAUCGGCAGUCCGUUAGAUGACCGUGCAAUCACAGAGCCGGAGAACCCCAGCUUAGAUGUAGUCCUGAAUGAGAUCAACCAUAGGUACUGGAGCCAGAAGUCCAUUUGACCUGAAAAACAAUAUUUAUAAUUGUGUUCUAAUACCAUUUAUGUUUAUGUUGUACAUAUAUUCUUUAAUAGUAAAUGGUAUGUACUGAAUAAAGCAUUUUUUGCUGUACCAUUUACAGAUGAUAUCCAAUGUUUAGCCAAAUAGUCUGCCAUUAUACUUGACUGGUUUUCUAAAAUAUAUUUUAUAAGAUUAAAUUAAAUAAGUAAUUGUUUAAGUAAUUGUAUGCAAUUGUUUAAGUAACUGUAUGCAUUUCAAAUAAAAUACUACUGUUCAUCCUCACAUUCAGUGAAAUUGCUGCAAAAUGUGAAAAGGUAAAAAUAAAGCUUACUUUGUAAAUUAAA
This is a messenger RNA of Tachysurus vachellii, 4325 nucleotides long. Its product is annotated as adhesion G-protein coupled receptor G2. The transcript is spliced from 35 exons. Gene Ontology annotation, molecular function: G protein-coupled receptor activity. Bases 181 to 3984 code for a protein of 1267 amino acids. Gene Ontology annotation, biological process: adenylate cyclase-activating G protein-coupled receptor signaling pathway; cell surface receptor signaling pathway. The record is from RefSeq and is a predicted model, not a curated record. NCBI's taxonomy places the organism in Eukaryota, Metazoa, Chordata, Actinopteri, Siluriformes, Bagridae. Gene Ontology annotation, cellular component: membrane.